AUGGGUGCCGAGCCCUUUUCCCAAUCCCAAUCCCAAACCCAAAACCAUAACCAUCACUUCCGCCACGCCCCCUUCGUUCUCGGUCUCCAGCCCUCCGCGCUCGUCGACAAUGUCGCCACCGUCGAUUGGUCUCUCCUCCGUCAAAUUCCUGGCGAGCGCGGUGGCUCCGUUCCCGUUUGUAUUCAAGAACUGGAUAACAUACUACGCGAAGUUAAAUCCAACUCCCUCGAUGCUCAUUCUUCCAUGCAAACUCUUGCUGGUGGCAGCGUUGCCAACACAAUUCGCGGGCUCAGUAGCGGUUUUGGAAUUUCAAGCGGAAUUAUUGGCGCCUACGGGGAUGACGAACAAGGCCAGCUUUUUGUUAGCAACAUGACCUUCAAUGGCGUUGACCUCUCACGACUCCGCAAGAAGAAAGGAUACACGGCACAGUGUGUUUGCUUGGUUGAUGACUUGGGGAACCGUACAAUGCGACCUUGUCUCUCAAAUGCUGUCAAAGUUCAGGCACAAGAAUUGAUGAAGGAGGAUUUCAAGGGCUCCAAGUGGUUGGUGUUGAGAUAUGCAAUACUCAACUUGGAAGUAAUUCAAGCAGCAAUUCAUUUAGCCAAACAGGAAGGCCUUCUUGUUUCCUUGGAUCUGGCCAGUUUUGAGAUGGUCAGGAACUUUAAAUUACCGCUUCUAAAGCUACUGGAAUCUGGGAACAUAGACCUUUGCUUUGCCAAUGAGGAUGAGGCAGCUGAACUUCUAAGGGGCGAACAGAACGCUGAUCCUGUAGCUGCUGUAGAAUUUCUUUCGAAAUACUGCCAAUGGGCUGUAGUAACAUUGGGCUCUAAUGGGUGCAUUGCUAAACAUGGAAAGGAAAUAAUACGUGUCCCGGCCAUUGGGGAAACAAAGGCCACUGAUGCUACAGGAGCAGGGGACCUUUUUGCAAGUGGAUUUUUGUAUGGAGUGAUCAAGGGUUUGUCACUAGAAGAAUGCUGCAAAGUAGGCGCAUGCAGUGGUGGAUCUGUCAUCCGGUCUCUUGGUGGUGAGGUGACAUUCGAGAAUUGGCAAUGGAUGUACAAGCAGAUGCAGAUCAAGGGUCUUUCCAUGCCUGCAGAUGUGUGCAUGCAAAUGAAUAUAGCGAAUAAUUAA
Messenger RNA from Sphenostylis stenocarpa, 1131 nucleotides. NCBI's taxonomy places the organism in Eukaryota, Viridiplantae, Streptophyta, Magnoliopsida, Fabales, Fabaceae. The record is from the annotation of a GenBank genome assembly.